AUGGGCCCGGAGGUAGGAAGGCGAAUUGAAGAUGACGUGUCUCACACUUCUCCUUGGUUGGUCCUUGUAGAUGUGGACCCAGAAAAACAAGGAGAUAUGCCCAGCCCUGAGCAGACUACACAGGGCUAUUUUGACAUGCCAGAAGCUCUCAAAACCACUGAUAUUCAGAGCCUCGUGUCAAGCACCACCAGAAGAUCCCAGAAGCCUCUCCCCACAAAAGAAGAGGACCAGGAGUUGGAGAGAAAAAUAUUGGGAUUGAAGACCUCAGUGGCUGAAGGCAAGAGGAAGACAGCCCUGGAAAUGGUUCAGGCAGCUGGAACAGAGAGACACUAUGACAUUUGUAUGCACGAGGGGGAUGAUACUCUAGGAAAUUCUCUUGGUUACAUGAUCAUGAAGAAUUUGGAAGUGGAAUUUUGGGAUUACACUACAACCCAUCCUUCAGACAGAAAAAUUAAUUUAUACAUUCAGAUUCGAGGUGCUCUUCCAGCUGUUGAGCCAUUCAGAGGCCUGAGUGAGCUCAGGAAUAUCUGCCGAAAUGUGCCAGACAAAUGUGAGGCCAGCAUAAAUGAAUAUAAAGAUCAAAAAGCAAGCAGAAAUGAAUCCACAUUCUAG
Puma concolor (puma) is the source of this 612-nucleotide messenger RNA. The record is from RefSeq and is a predicted model, not a curated record. Lineage: Eukaryota; Metazoa; Chordata; Mammalia; Carnivora; Felidae.